Molecule: messenger RNA, 2667 nt
Organism: Ustilago hordei
Lineage: Eukaryota; Fungi; Basidiomycota; Ustilaginomycetes; Ustilaginales; Ustilaginaceae
Exons: 1
Coding region: 1-2667 (888 amino acids)
Biological process (GO): mRNA 3'-end processing by stem-loop binding and cleavage
Cellular component (GO): mRNA cleavage and polyadenylation specificity factor complex
Molecular function (GO): 5'-3' exonuclease activity; RNA endonuclease activity; RNA binding
Source: RefSeq, a predicted model, not a curated record
AUGGCGCCUUCCGUAGUCCCGCAGUCAUUGGCGGCUGGAGCUGCCCUCCAAGCCUCCACCGAUGACCAGCUGACCAUCGAGAUGCUCGGCGCAGGUCAAGAGGUCGGUCGCUCCUGCUGUGUGCUCAAGUACAAGGGUAAGACCAUCGUCUGCGACACCGGUGUCCAUCCUGCCUUUACCGGUAUCGCAGCUCUGCCUUUCAUCGACGAGCUCGACUGGUCUACUGUCGACGCUAUUCUCAUCACCCAUUUUCAUCUCGACCAUGCCGCCGCUCUCACCUACAUCAUGGAAAAGACCAACUUCCGUGACGGUCACGGCAAAGUAUACAUGACCCAUCCUACAAAAGCUGUCUACCGCUUCCUCAUGUCCGAUUUCGUCCGUAUCAGCAACGCUGGUAACGAAGACCAUCUCUUUGAUGAAAAUGAGAUGCUUGCAUCCUGGCGACAGAUUGAGGCCGUCGACUUUCACCAGGACGUCUCCAUUGCAGGUGGUCUCCGCUUCACUGCUUAUCAUGCCGGCCACGUCUUGGGUGCUUGCAUGUUCCUCAUCGAGAUUGCAGGCCUUCGCAUCCUCUACACGGGUGAUUUCAGUCGCGAAGAAGAUCGUCAUCUGGUCCAAGCAGAGAUUCCACCUGUCAAACCUGACGUACUCAUCUGCGAGUCCACCUACGGCACACAGACACACGAACCACGACACGACAAGGAACAUCGCUUUACUUCUCAGAUCCAUCACAUCAUCAAGCGCGGUGGUCGUGUCCUCUUGCCAGUCUUUGUGCUUGGCAGAGCUCAAGAGCUACUUCUCUUGCUCGACGAGUACUGGGCUGCACAUCCCGAGCUGCAAAGCGUACCCAUCUACUACGCCUCGGCUCUCGCCAAGAAGUGUAUCUCGGUCUACCAAACCUACAUUCACACCAUGAACGAUCACAUCCGCACGCGCUUCAACCGGCGCGACAACCCUUUCGUCUUCAAGCACAUCUCAAAUCUUCGCUCGCUUGAAAAGUUCGAGGACCGCGGUCCAUGUGUCAUGAUGGCCUCACCAGGUUUCAUGCAGUCCGGUGUGUCACGCGAGCUCCUCGAAAGGUGGGCUCCUGACAAGCGCAACGGUCUCAUCGUCUCAGGUUACUCCGUCGAAGGUACUAUGGCCCGCAACAUCCUCAACGAGCCGGACGAGAUCAUCGGUAUGAACGGUCAGAAGAUCCCACGACGCAUGUCAGUCGACUACAUCUCCUUCUCUGCUCACGUCGACUUUGCGCAGAAUUCACGCUUCAUUGACGAGAUCAAGGCGCAACAUAUCGUGUUGGUACACGGAGAGCAGAACAACAUGUCCAAACUCAGAGCUGCAUUGCAGGCCAAGUUCACUGCUCGCGGUUCAGAUACAAAGAUUCACACACCACGCAACUGUGAACCACUUGUUCUGCAGUUCCGUGCUCAGCGCACAGCUAAAGCCAUCGGCGCCAUCGCUGCCAAGCCACCAGCACAAGGCGACGUCGUCGAUGGAUUGCUCAUCAGCAAAGACUUUGCCUACACCAUCCUCGACCCGAAGGACCUCACAGAUUUCACUGGUCUCUCUACCAGCACAAUUGUUCAGCGUCAACGCGUAGCCCUCGCCGUCAGUUGGGAUAUGGUCCGCUGGCAUCUUCAAGGCAUGUACGGUCGACUUCAGGAGGGCGUCGACGCCGACCAGGGUUUGCGGACGCUUAGGAUUAUGGGUGCUGUCGAUGUCCGGCACAGCGCUCGUCACGAGCUGCUCGUCGAAUGGGGCAGCAGUAUCGCAAAUGACAUGGUCGCCGACAGUAUCGUCGCGCUUCUGCUCGGCAUCGACAGUGCACCUUCCAGCGUUAAGAUGACCAUGCACAGUCACAACCAUCAUCAUCACCAUCAUCACCAUCAUCACGCAGGAACGAAAGUAGAGGGUACAGGUGAAGAGGCGGAUUUGACAGAAGAUGAAGAAGCAGUCACACCCCCAGAGACAUCGGAAUCCUUCCCAGCUCAUCCUUUCUCGGAGACGGCUCUUGUGACAGAGAGCAACGCCAAAGCUCAAGCCUCAAAGGAUGAGGCAAUCCGGCAAGACGCAUAUCAGCUAGCCAAGAUGGAGCAUAUGGCUGCUUUUCUCGAAGCUCAUUUCGGCCAAGUCGAGGAGCUCAUCAUCCCUGAAGCACCCAGUACAGAAGAUGCCAAGGAAGGUAAGCAGCAAGGCACCGCAGCAGACGAAAGCGCGGCUGGUGAGGCGGCACAGAAAGACGACGCAGCAGAUGCAGCGAUGGCUGCCGUCAAGCCUGACCCAGGCACAGCUGAAUCAGAAGCACCUACAGCAGCCGAGACCACUGAUGGCGAAAAGCACUCUUCAGCCGAGCCAGCAUCACUUCCACCAGUUUCAAUAGCCUCGUUCUUUGAUGGCGAGAUAAGACCCGCCCUUCGAGUCUACUUGGACGAAGCAGAAGCAGUCGUCGACGUACAGAACCUCGUCAUCCUUGCUUCUUCCGAGUCUUUUCGUACACGUGUUCAGCAUCUCUGUACGCUUGCACUGCGAUCCUUCACCUCCUUGUCGGACGCCUUCCACCUUCCGCAACAGAUAGGAACAUCACUGUUCCAGGGAAAGCACAGCCAGCUCGCCAGCAUUCCAGAGUUUGGCGAUGAGAGACCAUCCAAGAUGAUCCGCUCGUCCUAA